Microthlaspi erraticum is the source of this 480-nucleotide messenger RNA. The record is from the annotation of a GenBank genome assembly. Lineage: Eukaryota; Viridiplantae; Streptophyta; Magnoliopsida; Brassicales; Brassicaceae.
AUGGGACAUAAGGAGCAUGGAGGGACUUGGCACAUGGAAGCAGCUCAACUGGAUACGCAAAGGAAGAAGGGAGAAGCCAUCUUGAAGACCAGCUCGACCGUCUACUCGACCAACCGGUCGAGUUCCUCAACUCGACCGGCCAAGCUUCAACUCGAUCGAGCUGAGAAGUCAAAGUCAAACCCGAAAAAUGUGUAUGCGAACUCGAUCGAGUCGGUCACAGAAGACUUGGUCGAGCUAGACAUUACAACGGGUAGAAAGAGGGUUCAGAGGUCACAGAGGGUACAAGAGGAACCUGAGGUGCUUGUUGCUGAUACAAUGGAUGUACCAGAGGGGAAUGGAAACCCUUUGGGAAUGGACUCGGUCGAGCUAGGCAAACUCGACCGAUUGGUCAAGGAGAUGCUCCAAACCGCCACCAACAGAGACAAGGGAUUGUUCCACCACCAGUGCAGAACCACAACUUUGAGAUCAAGCUGGGAAUGA